UACCUACCAAACAAAGAAAGAAGUCCUUCGCUUCAUCUUUCUCUUUCUAUCUUCCUUCUUUCUAGUCAUGAUCUUGACUCAAGUCUUCUUGCAACCCUUAAUCCCUUAUCCUCAACCGCACUAACCCCAAUAUUUUCCACUAUCAACCCCAAACCCUCCAUCAAUGCAACCUAUUAAUACCUACCUCAAUUAUUUAACCCUCCCAAUUCCUCACCAAACCCAAAACCCAAAACUUCACUCUCUCUUUCUCUUCUUUUUCUCUCUCACUCUUAUUCUUUCAAUUCAAAACCUUUUUUCUUAACCCAAAUGACGCGCAUGCUCAGAAUUCUCAAAUCUGCCGACAACGCCACGGCUGUUGCAGCGGCGGCUCCGCCGCCGGAGGCGGUGGCCCUGGAGUCCGAUUUCGUGGUGAUUCUGGCGGCUCUCCUGUGCGCUUUAAUCUGCGUGGUGGGACUGGUAGCCGUGGCGCGGUGCGCGUGGCUACGGCGAGGGCCGGGUGGAGGAAACUCGCCGCGGCAAGCGGUGGUGAACAAGGGGUUGAAGAAGAAGGUGCUGCAGUCGCUGCCGAGGUUCGCGUACGUGGACAGCAACCCGAGCAAGUGGGUGGCGACGACGGAAUGCGCGAUUUGCCUCGGUGAUUUCGCCCCCGGCGACGAGAUUCGUGUUCUUCCGCAGUGCGGCCACGGCUUCCACGUGUCCUGCAUCGACAGGUGGCUGGGGUCUCACUCCUCCUGCCCUUCCUGCCGCCAGGUCCUCGCCGUCGCCAGGUGUCAGAAGUGCGGCCGCUUUCCGGCCACCGCCUCAAGAAGCGGCGCCAGCGAGCCCGAAUUAAAGUCCAGAGAAGACAGCAAUGCUGCUUCGAUAAGUAAUUGCAGUAAUAACAACGGUGAUGGCGGUGGAAGUGGUAAUCACGCGAAUCAUCACCAUAGCCACCACUCUGACAGUGGGUUCUUGCCGUGAACAUAAUUUCUGUAUUUAUUAGUUUUUCUUUUUACUUUUGUACCUUUUAAUCCCUUCAAAGUUAGUGGAUCAAAGAGAUCGGAAUUCUGGCAA
Messenger RNA from Vigna umbellata (rice bean), 1053 nucleotides. The record is from RefSeq and is a predicted model, not a curated record. Lineage: Eukaryota; Viridiplantae; Streptophyta; Magnoliopsida; Fabales; Fabaceae.